CUAGGACCGUCGCUUCCGGCCGCGGCGGCCCUAGCGCCGCGCGACGGGGUAGAUCGUCGGGUUUUGAGCGGAAUGCGGUGCUGAGGGGCGAGGGACCCCCGCUCCCCCCGCGACGGCACCAUGAACCUUCUGCCGUGUAACCCCCAUGGCAACGGGCUGCUGUAUGCCGGCUUCAACCAGGACCAUGGUUGUUUUGCAUGUGGAAUGGAAAAUGGAUUCCGAGUCUAUAACACCGAUCCGCUCAAAGAAAAAGAGAAACAAGAAUUUUUAGAAGGAGGAGUUGGCCACGUGGAAAUGUUAUUUCGCUGUAACUAUUUAGCUUUAGUUGGUGGUGGAAAAAAGCCGAAAUAUCCUCCCAACAAAGUGAUGAUCUGGGAUGACCUGAAGAAGAAGACAGUCAUCGAGAUAGAGUUCUCCACGGAGGUCAAAGCUGUCAAGUUGCGGAGAGAUAGAAUUGUUGUGGUUCUGGACUCCAUGAUUAAGGUGUUUACAUUCACACACAAUCCCCAUCAGCUGCACGUCUUUGAAACCUGCUAUAACCCUAAAGGUCUCUGUGUCCUGUGUCCCAACAGUAACAACUCCCUUCUCGCCUUCCCCGGCACUCACACCGGCCACGUACAGCUUGUGGACCUGGCCAGCACCGAGAAGCCACCAGUGGACAUUCCUGCACAUGAGGGCGUCCUGAGCUGCAUUGCUCUCAACCUGCAGGGAACACGAAUUGCAACGGCAUCUGAAAAAGGGACCCUUAUAAGAAUAUUUGAUACUUCAUCAGGGCAUUUAAUCCAGGAGCUAAGAAGAGGAUCUCAAGCAGCUAAUAUCUAUUGCAUCAACUUCAAUCAGGACGCUUCUCUCAUCUGUGUGUCCAGUGAUCACGGCACUGUGCACAUUUUUGCAGCUGAAGAUCCAAAAAGGAAUAAACAGUCUAGUUUGGCAUCAGCUAGUUUCCUUCCAAAAUACUUCAGCUCCAAGUGGAGCUUCUCCAAGUUCCAGGUUCCAUCAGGCUCCCCAUGCAUCUGUGCCUUUGGAACAGAGCCCAAUGCAGUCAUUGCUAUCUGUGCGGACGGCAGCUACUACAAGUUCCUGUUCAAUCCCAAGGGCGAGUGUGUCCGGGAUGUGUGUGCACAGUUCCUGGAGAUGACCGAUGACAAGCUGUGACUCUGCCUGUGAGUGCAGCUGAUGCCACCACCCAGCCCUGUGGACUCCUGGGGCUGGUGCCAGUGCCCCAGGCCUGUGGGUGAUGGGCUCAAGGACCCUCUCGAGGACCUUGGUCUCGAAGCCAUACGUGGUUGUCUGCCUUCCUGAGCAAGGCUUCUCAUUCUCAUAUCAAAAGGACUCGUCCUCAUGGUUCUGCAGACUCUAUGGCUCUGAGCAUCUCGGUCUCUUGCUGGCCAUCACCCUUUAGUUCAGUUGUGAUGUUAGCAUUAGUGACACCACCACACCUUCAUGCCAGCAGGCUCCCUGCAGUCCCUGGGGAUUGUCCAAGCACGAGUCAGUGGAAGCUGGUAGGGAUGAAUGUGUCAGACUCACGUCCUACAUCACUCCAGAAGGGUAGAGAACCCUCUGCCACACGUGAGGAGCACUGUUCAGAGCACAUGCUUGGGGUUCUCACCAGACCUGCCAGAGAACAGGAUGAAUCACAUCCCGCUUGAGGCACAGUCCUCAGGCUGCGGGAGAGGCAGGGUCUCCUGGUUUAGUUUGGGUUAAAACAGAACUUCCCAUUACCUUUAGGGAACAAAGUAACACAUAGACUUUAAAAAUCACUUCCAGAAGAAAGCAUUACUUAACCUAGGGGCCUUCUCAGUGCAAUGUCCAUGUGCCUGUAGCUACCAGUUGUGUGAAGGGAAUUGGCUUUGCCUGUGGCGUCUAUCCUGUCUCAUCUCUCCCAACACCCACAGGAACACACGCUAGCAUUGGGGAUGGCAGGCACAUCCUGGUACUGACACAGGCCACAGGCUCCGUGUUUCUGUGCCACUUGAGGUAUAUGUUUAGUUUUUUACAUAUCUUCUAAGAAGCUCGGUUUUGCGGUUUUGAUUUCAGGUUGCAAACAUUUAAAUUGUGCCCAGCAGCAGGUUCUCAGUUCUGCCAGUUCCUUCAUAUUCCUGUAAUUGGCUAACUGUGGAUUUGAUGUCAAGUAUGCAUGUUACUUUAUGUGUAUUUAAUCAUGAAACUUAAUUUUGCACACUUGUUUGUACUGUUUCUUUGAAAUAAAAGUGACUAAUUUUGUUGUACUCUA
Molecule: messenger RNA, 2233 nt
Organism: Chionomys nivalis (European snow vole)
Lineage: Eukaryota; Metazoa; Chordata; Mammalia; Rodentia; Cricetidae
Gene: Wdr45b
Product: WD repeat domain 45B
Exons: 10
Coding region: 121-1155 (344 amino acids)
Biological process (GO): nucleophagy; protein lipidation; autophagy of mitochondrion
Cellular component (GO): phagophore assembly site membrane; extrinsic component of membrane; cytosol
Molecular function (GO): protein binding; phosphatidylinositol-3-phosphate binding; phosphatidylinositol-3,5-bisphosphate binding
Source: RefSeq, a predicted model, not a curated record